Molecule: messenger RNA, 4851 nt
Organism: Schistocerca nitens (vagrant locust)
Lineage: Eukaryota; Metazoa; Arthropoda; Insecta; Orthoptera; Acrididae
Product: mucin-19-like
Exons: 15
Coding region: 1-4851 (1616 amino acids)
Source: RefSeq, a predicted model, not a curated record
AUGCGUUCCCCGGCGCCACGCAGUGCUCGCGCCGCCCCCGGCGGCUCGGGCGCCGCCUCCACGGCCCCCGGCGCCGCCCCCGGAUCUGGAGCCGGCGGCUCAGCGGCAUCGGGAGGCGCUGCGACGCCGCCUCCGCCCCCAGCGUCUUCAUCCGCCGGCGCCGCUGCGUCCGCGGCGGCCGGAGGCGGCAAGAGGGGCCCAGGGGCGGCUCUGCCCCCACCGCCCCCCAGCAAAAAGAGGAAAGUGACUGUGGAGGCAGCGAAGAAGAAAGCGGCCGCCCCCGCGGUGCGGAAGCUGAUAGCCAAGGUGGCGGCCACGGCAGCCGCCAAGGGCGCCCGCAAGGCCAAGCCGCCCCCGCCGCCCCCGGUCAAGAGGCAGGACCGCCAGAGGACGGCCGCCGCCCCCAACAAGCAGCAGCAGCAGCAGUCCAAGAGCCCCACAAGGAAGCAGGCGCCGAAGAAGCAGGCCCCCGGGGUGAAGAAGCCAGCAAAGGCAGCGAAGGUGGUGUCGGCGGUGGCGCGCGCCAAGCCGGCGGCGGCCGCGAAGCCCGCCGCCAAGAGGCGCGGCCCGCCGGCCAAGCGGGGCCCGGCCGGCGCCGCCGCCCCCGUCAGGAAGCCCCAGCAGCAGCAGGCUGCCAAGGCGACCGCCAAGCCGGGCGGACCCAAGAAGAAGAAGCAGGCGGCCGCUCCCAAGGAGGAGCCGCGGCCGGACUCUGCGGACCAGCACGCCCCCGAGGCGCCUCCGGCCCCAGAGGCCAAGGCUGCAGGACCGGAAGUGGCCGCCCCCGCCAUCGCCACUGCCACUGCCGUACCGGAACCCCCGCCGCGUUCUCCGGCUUCUCCCGCGUCGAGAAAAUCGCCAUCCAGUCCGCACCAGGCUGUUCUGGAAGGCUGCCCCGUACCCUCUGACGGAGCGGCUUCUCCCAAAUCGCCGCCCCUCUUUCUACCCCCGCCGGCCAGCCCCGGUGACAGUUCGAAGCCUAAAGGGAAGGACAGCUCUGAAGCGAGAACCAAUCAGACUGUCCCUUCUGGGAAAUCGGCUCCAAAAAACGCCGUCUCCGCUAAAGAUAGCGCCUCUAGAAUCGAAAAAGUCUCUUCCCUGUCCAAGACUUCGGCAGCAGACAAGGCUGCGCCACCGAAGUCGCCGGCUCCGGAGCGGUCUGCCCCGCAGAAGGGCUCCGGUGACAAACUGAGUUCUUCCUCCAAAGUCGCAGAGAAGAUUAGCAGUCAGUUGCGGAGCUCGACGCAAGACAAGACCAAAGUACCGCCCGCAGAGAAGUCGGGGAAGAGCUCCCCUUCGGAUAAGCUGAGGACCAAAUCCCCCACGGCGGAUAAAGCCGUGUCGCCUCGAGUGUCCCCCACGACAGGUGUCGCGUCCCCGAAAUCGCCAGCCGCUUCUUCCAAUAAUCCGCCUUCGCCGGCUAGCGACGCCGGCAGUAAGAAUGCGAAAGAGCCGCCUCGUGAGGAUCCGGCGAGGCGGUCCGCAGCUGCGGAGACGGGUGCGGCUCCGGCCUCGCCGUCCGGUGCCACCUCCGGCGAUAAGUCGAGAGAGCAGCAGUGGGCAGACACCGUCCACCUUCCGGAGUCACCGAACAGGACCAAGAAGUCCGGCGAGAGUGACGGGAACGCGCCCAAGACUACGGCUACCGUGGCGACCAACACCUCGCCGACGACCUCGAGGAAGUCCACUAAGGAGUCCGCGGAGACUGUCUGCGGCAAGAACAGCGGCGGGUCCUCGCCCGGGACGGUGGCGUCGUCCAACACGGCGACUGGAGGAAAGAGGUCGCCCACAGAGGAGCCGACUGCCGCCACUGCCAAGUCGACAGCCAAUGCCGCCACCAACACGGUGCCAAAGAAGAAGUCCCUCUCGUCGGCGACGAGUGUGGCGGUGCUGGCGAAGAAAGUGAAGAGCCGCGCGGACGUGGGUACGCUGGCGCGGCCGCAGCUGCCCGACACGGCGCCCUGCAUCCAGGAGCUGCUGCUCAUGGCCACGCAGGCCAUCAGCGCCUACACCGAAGGCGACGACGAGGAGGACGACGACGCUGCCGCCAGGCGCGGCUCCAAAUCGUCGUCCAGUGACGCCGGCGGCAGGGCGAAGAGGUCGGACAGCAGCGCCAGUGACGGGGAGAGGAAGAAGCACAAGAAGAAGACCAGGAGGAAGAAGAUGCUGCUGCUCGCGUCGGACUCGAAGAACUCCGCCGGCGGAGUGGGCGGUAGUGCUGCCGCCGGCGCAGAGUCGCGUUCGCAGUCGUCGUCCCCCACCGGCAGCCCCUUCGGGAGUCCCGGCGGCAGCUGCAAGCCCGCCUCCAAGAAGAGCGAGCUCAAGGACAAGAUCAUCGCCAAGAUGGUGGCCAAGAAGGCAGCGUCGCUGCUGGGUGCGGCGUUCGCCAGCAGCAUCAAGAAGGGCCGGCCGGAGGAGAGCGACGGCGCGCCGGAGCAGGCCGAGCCUCUGGAGUACUCCGUGGCUGCGUACCCCGCGGUGGAGGAGGCGGCGGCGGCGGGCCCCAAGCCGUCCUCACCUUCCCACACUGUGGACGCCAGCCCAGCAUCACAGGCAACCGACCCCCAGUCUCCUGCAGAACCUGAGGACCGCAAGCCCACAGCUGCCGAGCUGGCCGCGGCCACGCCCUCGCCUGCGGACUCCGCGGUGGAGGUGUCUGCGGCGGCCCCCGGCGACCAGAAGGGCGGCGAGGCGGCCGGCAGCCAGCCGGAGGAAGACUCCUCCACGUCGGACGAGAUCACGCUGGACCUGCUGCUGCUGCGCCAGCAGGAGUUCCGGCGCAACCAGCAGCAGCAGGAGGAGGCCGCCGACUCGGGCAGCACCACGCCCGCGCCCGCCACGCCCGCCGCCCCCGCGUCCGCCCCCGCCGCCGCCCCCGCCACGCCGGCCGCCGUCAAGACGGAGGCGGUCGCCACGUCCGACGAGGAGAGCCUCAAGACGCUCAAGACGCGCAUCCGCGAGAAGCUGGCAGCCGUCAGCGCCGCCGCCGCCGCCUCGUCGCCGUCUUCCGCCAACGACGAGUCCUCGGCGGCGUCCUCGCCUCUGGCUCUCCACGGCAGGAAGUCCGUCAAGAAGCUGGCUGCGGUGAAGAAGGAAGACCCAGAUGGCGGAAAGGCGCUCCCCAAGAAGGAAGGAGUUUCUUCAGACGACGGCGGCGCCGACGCAGAGGACGAAUACGCCGACUUCGGCGAUGACGACGACGACGUCGACGACGGCGCCACCGGCAGCUCCUCCAGCGCCGGCCGCGUCAAGCAGGUGAAGAAGAAGCGCCGCCUGCUGAAGAAGGCGAGCUCGACGGCGGCGUCGCGGCGCAAGCAGGCGCCGGCCGACAGCGGCAGCGACUCGGAGCAGCGCGCGCGCCGCAUCCGGCUGUUCGGCUUCUGGUCCGGGCCCAAGCGACACCGCGUCGCCUCGCUCAACGCACUCGCCAAGGUGCACUGCCUGUACGAGAACGAGAGCCGCAGCGCGCUGCUGGGGGUGUGCGCCCUGCCGUCCCCCGGCAGCGACGGCGCGCCUCGGGCCGCGGCCCCCGUCCCGCCGUCCACCCGCACGCUGCGCUCGGUGCCCGGGCUGCGGCAGCCGGGCCGCCACUGGGACAUGCACAACGCCUCGUCCACCACCACCACCAGCACCUCCACCAGCUCCCCCAGCCCCAGCGGCGGAGAGUCCAGCUCGGGCGCCAACUCGUCGGCGGAGGAGAACGCGGCAGAGGCCCCCCGCGACGGCGGCUGCCCGCUGGCGGGCAAGAAGCGGGGGCUGCAGCGCCGCCCCCAGCAGCAGCCGGCCAGGGCGGACGCCCCCGCCGCCCCCGACGCCGCCCAGGAGCAGCCCCAGCAGCAAGCCAACUCCUCGGACGGGUCCGCCAGGUCGCCCACCGAGCAGGACAGCAAGAAGCCGAAGAAGGUGGUGCGGCGCAAGCGGAACCGCGGCGAGCUGACGAUGGACCUGAAGGACAUGGUGGUGCGCAAGCGCAUGGCCUCGCUGAACGCGUCCGCCAUCCUGGCCGCCAGCUACUCCGUCGAGAAGCGGCCGCCGCGGCUGCCCGCGCCCGACGGCCGCAAGAAGCAGUACCGGAAGUCGGCCAAGCACAAGGGCGGAGCGCAAGAGAAGGAGAAGAGCGCAGAAGACAGCGGCCCAGGGGAAGGAGAGGCCGCCCUCGCAGCCGCCUCCGCGGCGCCCACCGCCCCCUCGGCACCCAGUGCCACUCCCGAAGGUGGGUCGCCAGUGGUGGCGCAGACGGAGGCCGUGGCGCCGCCGCCCGCCCCCGCUCCCCCCCCGGGCCUCGACGUGGUCGGCAGCGGCGGCGUCAUCGAGCUGCGAACCACGUCCUCCACCACUUCGCCCAGCAAGAAGGUGGCGAUGAUCCAGCUGAACCAGGACACGGACGUGUGCAUCACGGGCGUGUACGUGAACAGCACGACGCGCUCCACGCGCCACGAGGGCUACUGCAGCAUCGCCGGCAUGCAGUACCGCAUCUCCAGCACCAGCCACACGCAGUCCGAGGCCACGACGGUCGCCACCGAGACGACGCUCCAGGUGCACGCCUCGGACCACCCCCCGCAUGGCUACCAGCAGCCCGGCUGCGGCUCCGGCGCCUCCGCCUUCUCCGCGCCGCCCUCCUACGGCCCGCCGCCCCCGCACCACCACCAGCAGCCGCAGCCGCAGGACUACAUGCACGGUGAGUACCGCCACCACCUCCACACACUGUCCGGCGAGGGACCGGCCUUCAACGUAAAGGUGAAACUUAACUUCGUCCACAAGACGCGUAGUAUAUCUGGCUUACAGUUCAUUCGGUGUAAAUUACAAGCUACUUUCUCUCCUGAAUCAGCUGUCUUCACACUUGUAGCCUGA